AUGGGGACUGUUAGACUUAUUUGUCUACUUUUCUCUAUUUUUGAGACCUUUGGUCAGCUGAAUUCAAAAGAAAAUGAUGCCUUGCAAGCAAAUAAUCUAUUGGCGAGUACCACGUCUGGUAAAGUAUCAAAUGUUUUGAGAGACAUAUUAAAUCAGGAGAGCUUAGUUCGGUUUUCAAUGGUACAGAAAAUCCAGAGUUUGGUGAUGGAUGUAGCAGAUAGCAAAAAUGAUAAUGAAUAUAUGAAAAAGAAACUGAAUGAUGUAACGGAAAAGUUACAAGCCCUGGACGUGAAGAAUCGUCAAAUGGAGGAUGAGAACGAAAGUCUGCGUCAGGAACUGAAGAUUCUUAGUGAUCAUUAUAACCAUACGAUAGAAUCAUUACAAACCCUACACGAUAAGGAAUUUCUUUUUCUCAAAAACGAAACUUCACGUCUCCAGAACGAAAAUGACGGAACAACUUUAGAUGCCAUAGAAAUCAAAAAAGAGCUCGGAGAGUUUAACAAAGCAUUCGAUUAUUUAAAUUUGUCAAAGGGAGAAAUUAAAAAAGAGUUUCAUCAGAAUAUUCAGGGCCUGCAGAUGGAGGUCGAAGAAAACAGAAACAGUAACCAAGCACAGAAGUUAAGGCUAAGUGAUGUACAAACUCUCUUAACAGAAUAUAUUCAAAACGUUAAUGAAUCUAGGACUGCUUUCCAAAAGCAAAUAGAAGUAAUGGACAAACGGAUGGAGAACUUAGAGAGGCACGGUACCUUAAAUGCACGUGUACAGGUUGUUGAAGACAGUUUACAAAAAUUUUCACUUUCACUGGAUGACAUCCGUGCAGAUCAAAAGGUAUACAUGAACAACAAACACUUGCGGAGAAUUGUAACUGAGAGCCUUACCUCUUGA
Saccostrea cuccullata (small rock oyster) is the source of this 885-nucleotide messenger RNA. RefSeq names its product paramyosin-like. Lineage: Eukaryota; Metazoa; Mollusca; Bivalvia; Ostreida; Ostreidae. The record is from RefSeq and is a predicted model, not a curated record. Bases 1 to 885 code for a protein of 294 amino acids. The transcript has 2 exons.